AUGUACAGCUUCACGCUAGAAGAUCUCAAAGCUUCCGAAUGGGGGGAGCACCCGAUGGCCAUAACCGCCUUUAGGAUGAAGAAGUCGGGCUUCCGUCGCUUUGGGUUUGCCGUUUACCGGACAACAUACGACGACGACGCAGCGUGGGAACGCUACCUCGAAGUCCUCAAGGUGACCGCGCGCAGAUCCCUCGUGCACCAGGGCCGCGACGUGCUUCUUGAGCAGUACAUGGACUGGCCGGUGAUAUCUGACCGGGCCAAGCUCGACGGUGCGUCCAAGGCCGACGUGCGGCCGCACUUCAAGUCCUGGUGCGCAGGCCGCAGCGAGGAGCGUGACGGCCCCGGCGCCACGAAGGACAGGGCCGGACGGCUGCCGCGCUUCAAGCACUGCCUCUACGUGGACCGCAAGAGCCUCGAAACCCUGGCCAAGAUGCCGGAGGGCUUCUGCGAGCUCGAGCGGACGGACCUCGAGUCCAACGUGGUGGUCGUGGUGAUUGACGGCGCUUUCGACGAGAGGAUGCCCGGCUCAGACCAGGGCCUGCACCCCGAUGUCGAGGGCUAUUGA
Messenger RNA from Diaporthe citri, 564 nucleotides. RefSeq lists its product as uncharacterized. NCBI's taxonomy places the organism in Eukaryota, Fungi, Ascomycota, Sordariomycetes, Diaporthales, Diaporthaceae. The coding region runs from base 1 to 564 and encodes 187 amino acids. The transcript is spliced from 3 exons. The record is from RefSeq and is a predicted model, not a curated record.